Messenger RNA from Vicia villosa (hairy vetch), 1518 nucleotides. RefSeq lists its product as uncharacterized. The record is from RefSeq and is a predicted model, not a curated record. NCBI's taxonomy places the organism in Eukaryota, Viridiplantae, Streptophyta, Magnoliopsida, Fabales, Fabaceae. The coding region runs from base 1 to 1518 and encodes 505 amino acids. The transcript has a single exon.
AUGAUUUCAGUAUUAGUAAACGGCAGCCCAACCAAGGAGUUUAAGAUGGGACGGGGGCUUAGACAAGGUGAUCCAUUAUCGCCGUUUCUCUUUUUAAUUGUUGCAGAAGCUUUUUCUAUGAUGUUGAAAAAAGCGAUAGGAAUGGGGAAAUUCAAAGGUUAUAAAUUUGAUGAAGGAGAUGAAAGGUUCUCUCACUUACAAUACGCGGAUGAUACAUUGAUUAUUUGUGAGAAAUUAUGGUCAAAUAUUUGGACCAUCAAGGGAUUAAUCCUUUUGUUCGAAUCUAUGUCCGGACUGAAAGUUAAUUAUCUCAAGAGUUCUCUUGUUGGAAUCAAUGUUUCACAACAUUGGAUCAUGGAGGCUGCAAAUAUCCUAAACUGUGGUAUAAGUUCUCUUCCUCUUUCAUACCUCGGUUUACCGAUAGGUGAAAAUUCUAAGCGAUUGGAUACUUGGUCUCAAGUGAUCAAUACGGUGAAAACAAGAUUGUCAAGUUGGAAGAAUAAGCACCUGUCCAUUGGAGGUCGUAUUGUAAUUCUAAAAUCAGUCUUAUUCGCGAUUCCGGUGUACUUCCUCUCCUUUUUCAAGAUCCCGCCAGGUAUUAUUUUCAAACUAGAGUCUAUAUUUAAACAAUUUUUAUGGGGGGGGAGCGAGAUUGAGAGAAAGAUAAAUUGGGUCAGCUGGGAGAAAGUUUGUAGGCCGAUCGAAGCAGGGGGUUUGGGAAUUAGAAAUCUAGGUUUGUUUAAUACAGCUUUAUUGGGAAAAUGGAAAUGGAAAAUAAGAGCAGGAAAAAAAGGAAUCUGGUUCUCGGCUUUGGAGAAUAGAUAUGGGUCAAAUGUAGAGGCUUUGAGGUCGGGGAACAACGGUAGCUCAAGAUGGUGGAAAGAUAUUUGUGACUUGAAUUUAGAUAGUAUAGAGGAGUCAAGGGAUUAUUCUGUGAAGGAGGCUUACAAUACUCUUAUGCCUGAACCAGGUUCAGAUGUAAGAAUUGCGUGGUCGAAAUUAUGGAAUAAAGCGAUCCCCACAAAAGUAUCUUGUUUGGCCUGGAGAUUAGUUCAGAAUAAAAUCGCAACGAAAGAUAAUCUAGUUAGGAGGGGCGUAUUGUUGCAGGGGCAGGAGAGAUGUGCAGGGGAGUGUGGAAGAGAGGAGAAUGUUUCUCACCUUUUUUUUGAGUGUCACUGUUUCGCAGGUGUUUGGAGUCAUAUUUGCAGAUGGAUAGGUGUAGAUGCAGCUCUACAUAGCGAGGCGUGGCAGCAUUUGUUACAGUUUGAAAAUCUGUUAGGUGAAGGAAAUUUGUCAACUUUGAAGCUUCGCGUGCUGUGGUGUGCUUGCAUUUGGGGCAUUUGGAAGGCUAGGAAUAAUAAAAUAUUCCGAAAUGAAGAAAUUCAGAUUGCCCGCGUGACCGAAGAAACUAAGGUUUACGCUUGGAGAUGGCUCAAGAUAAAAUCCAAACUGAUCAACGAUGAAUUUUCUCUGUGGUGUUUGAAUCCUAAGGCCUGCUUGGGACACGGGAUAGGAUGA